Eupeodes corollae is the source of this 963-nucleotide messenger RNA. RefSeq names its product histone H1, gonadal-like. Gene Ontology annotation, biological process: nucleosome assembly. The coding region runs from base 98 to 682 and encodes 194 amino acids. The record is from RefSeq and is a predicted model, not a curated record. Gene Ontology annotation, cellular component: nucleosome. Lineage: Eukaryota; Metazoa; Arthropoda; Insecta; Diptera; Syrphidae. Gene Ontology annotation, molecular function: DNA binding. The transcript is spliced from 3 exons.
UCUCUUGUUUUUAGUUAUAUUAUGAACCGGGAUAACAGAAAUUAGCGAAAAUAGGAGCGUCUCUCUUCUUCGUUUUUAUAUAAGAAAAUCUAUUAAUAUGACCCGAUCAUUGCCUUUAGAACCGUCUCCUCAAUUCCUAUCCAAUAAAAUGAUUGAUGAACAAGUACAAUCCGACCUCAGAUGGACACCAAAAUCGCCCAUUAUUGAAACGCCAAGAAGUCAAUUUAAUGGCUCGAGAAGUAUAGACAAAACAUCAGUUACCAUUAAACGCAAGUAUCGGCCUACCUAUAAGAAAAUGAUCGAGGAAGCUGUUUUCGAGAACUACGUGAAAAGAAAGGGCGCUUCGUUACAUACCAUAAAGAAAUUUAUUGAAAGGAAAUAUGACGUCGAUGUCAAAAAGUCAGCUAAAAAGAUUUGCAGAUGUAUCCGGGAGGCUACGGCUAAGGGCGGAUAUUUAAGACAGAUGACAGGGUCUGGGGCCAACGGUACAUUCGCUCUGGUUAGCGUUGUGCAAAAAAGGCUACAAAAAAAGAAGGAGCGAUCUUCCAGGGUAUACAAUUCGCGCUCCUUCAAAAAUGCAACUCUGGCAUCUUCGAAGCUGACUAAGAAGGAGGAGGAGCAGAAGCUUUCAAAAGCAGACAGCCGACAAACUAAGACCUCAGUAACACGGAUGAGGGUCUAAUAAACAAAAACAAUGCUUUAUAUGAGAUAAGAAAUAAUUGCGAAGCACCUUCAUAUCUUAGGAAACAGUGUCUAAGAAAAUUGAAUUUGGUGCAACAUAUUUUUGAAGCUAAUUCUUAUUCAUUAUUUGAUAUGUUUGAGUUAUCUUCAUUAAUUUUGUCUUUUCACAAAAGAAAUGAACCAGAUAACAUAUUUAAGUAUAUAUUUUUUUGGUUUAAAACAAAUUGUUAAUAGUUUCUUGUUAAGUUUAAUAAGUUUGAAUAUGUUAUUUAUCACUGAGAA